Molecule: messenger RNA, 1449 nt
Organism: Nymphalis io (European peacock)
Lineage: Eukaryota; Metazoa; Arthropoda; Insecta; Lepidoptera; Nymphalidae
Gene: CPR125
Exons: 4
Coding region: 172-1341 (389 amino acids)
Cellular component (GO): extracellular matrix
Source: RefSeq, a predicted model, not a curated record
UAGGUAAGUGAUGGACAUUGCAUGCCGUCUUCGCGUAGCCUCAACCUUGGAUAUGGACAGGUUUACACAAUGUUUUGCUGAAAAAUAAAAAAAUAUAUAUAUCUAAGUUUAAAAAAUAGUGAAGGAGGAUAAAAUACAUGGUGAAUUUGAUUGCAUAGAGGACAAGUGAUUAUGGCUAAGCUACUAGCUGUGUUGGUUAUCUUAGGGAAAAUUUAUUUAUCAAUACAGCAAGAAGACCACUUUGUUGAUGACUCUAUAAAACACCAACCAUCCGUUGAAGAAAAUCCAAACUAUUCUUUUGGUUAUGGAGUUUCUGAUACUCAUACCGGUGAUGUUAAGACUGUUUGGGAAGCUAAACAAGGUGACACUGUAAAAGGUCAUUACAGUGUGAUAGAACCAGAUGGUUCUAUGAGAACUGUAGAAUACUCUGCUGGACCUAAUUCCGGAUUUACGGCAACAGUCAACAAUGAUGGUUUACACAAUAAACCAAUAGCUGAUGCCGACAUUAUGGAAGAUAAAGUUCUGAGAGACUAUGACAGAUAUUAUGACUUUUCGGAGGACACUGAUAUAGAACAAUCAUACAAAGGGAGUGAAAGAAAACGGAAUCGACAUCCAUAUGAAUCAUUAUUUAAAGAUUAUUCAUUAAUGAAACGACCGAAAUACCCGACCGAUUUAGAGCCUAGUGAGUAUACUCACAGCUUUAGCAUCAAGCACCCACAUGAAGAUCUAGAUUCUGAUGCAACUGCAUACAGUCAUGUUGGAUUGAAAUUUGAUCCAAACUGUAAAACGAAACACAAAAAGAAAAACAAUCUUUACACUAAUGUAGACUUAGACUUUCGAAGGCAAAAAUAUCCAUCCUUGACAUCAGACUCUUAUAAUAAUGGCUUUGAUAAGUAUGUUGGUGAUUCGUCUAAUAUGGAAAAGCUUAUACAAAUGUAUAAGCAAAAUGAACAGUAUAAACCUUCAAAGCCAGAGGAAUAUAAUUCAUGGUCAUCUACAAAAAAUGGACACCAAGGCUUAUCAGAUCUACAAUUAGAAGAUACAUAUUCUGACUAUAUUCCUCCAAGACCCAAAAAGAAAUAUAAGCCUCAUAAAACCCCAGAACUGUUUGAGUCUGAAGAUCUCGACGAUUAUGUUUUAGUGCCUAAAAAGAAACACAAAAAACCUUUCAGAGCAGUAGAAUCUUCUGAAUAUCAACCAGAUAUGGAUGAGGCUUAUGAUGAUAAUUAUGACGAUGACAGGUAUCAUAAGCCCCCACGAGGUAAUCACAAAGAAGUUGUACGGAAAAUCGUUAAGAAAAAGAAGCCUGCGAUAAAUAUUUUAGAUAUAUUCGAUAUAUAAGUUAUUUACAAACUAGUUUAGGUACAUUUCGGCAUUAUUUAAUUAUUGGCAUUAUAAAAUAUUAUUUAAGAAUCAUUAUUCUAGAAAUCGUUAAAAUUGUAUAUCACU